AUGGCGAGCAAAAGCAACUACAGCCUCUGGAUCGGGAACAUCCCGUUCGACGCCACCGAGAGGGAGCUAGAGGAAAUUCUGUCCAAGGUGGGACAAGUAGUAAGCGUGCGCAUCAAAUACGACGUCGAUAAAAACCUCAGUAAGGGCUUCGCCUUCUGCGAGUACAAAGAUUUAGAGACCUGCAUGCUGGCGCUCAAGUAUCUCAAUGGGUAUGAGUUGAAGGGGCGGAAACUGCGCCUGUACUGGGCCAACGAUGAAUUUAGGGAGAACCUGGCAAGCGGCGCAUUCUCCGAGUUUGCCAGUGAUGCAUUUUCCCGGUUUGGUGCCUUCUCCGGUGGCGGCCUGCUGUCCAGGGGCAGGGGAAACGAAUACGGAGCAAUUCGCAUAGGAGCGGGGUUGCCACCCCCGCUCAAGGGAAGCACUAAAUUGGAUGCAUCCAUGGGGUCAAACGGUCUCUACAGCAGGAAGGGGAAAGGACAGCUAACCUACACAACAAACACAGAAAGGAACGUAGAGGAGGAAUCUUAUCCGCUUAAGCAUACAGAUAUAGAGAUAAACACCCCAAACCAAAGCAACAUGAAAAAGGUCUUAAUAUCGAAUAUAAUCCAUACGUUGACAACAUCUCAGAUUAUGUGCAUCUUGAGUUUCUUUAAGAAAUACACCACGGAGAACACAGGGAUGAUGCAGUUUUAUUUCCAACGGCACAGGAACGUGGCGUACGCACUGCUACAUUGUCUGUUCCUCAUGAAUGUGAUUAGCGAGUAUACCAUCGCAAAGAGCGACUUGCAGAUAGUGAUCAGUGACGAGGCGCUGAUGAAUAAGGCGGAGCGAAUGACACAAAUGAGACGAAGCGGGAAAUUAAAGAAAGGCCUCUCACAGGUAGCUGAUGUUGAGGGGGGAGCGACCAAACGUACAGACGAGGAGGAGCAGCAGUACAACCCUUACCAGCGUGAUAAUCCGCGGAGCAUCUCGCAUGGGAGAAGUGACAGAAGGGGAGGAAGACUCCUUGGAGAGAAUGUCACUUAUGAUCUCAGUGAAGAUAAUCCCUUGGGGGGAAGUACCUAUGGUGGUCCUCAAUCCCAUGUACUUAACUUAACUAGUCCACCUUCUGUGGGAGGAUCCACAGGGGUGGGAAAGACAAAACGCGGAGGUACCACUACCACAGGGUUGUAUGCCAUAACGAAGAAGGAGGUCUCCAAUUUGGGUAACGCAAAAGGAGGCAUAUCGAAUGGAGAAGAAACAGAGGAGUGUACAGGGAGGGAUGUCAAAUACGAAGGGUGUCCAGAUCAGUAUAGUAGUAGGGUUAACCCCCUUUACCCAGAGGGGAACAGUCACACUAGCACUAAUUCAAAGCAGAGGAGGAGGAUGAAGAAGGAGUUUUACAGGAGUGCCAUCGUAAGUGGUUCUUCCUUAACAUAUCAAAGCAACAUUGAGCAGCUUCAAGAUGGCAGGUACAACGAGAUGGACGUUGGAAUCGAUGGAGGGGUGAACCAACUGAAUAGUAAGGGUGCAUCUGAUUUUAAGUUGAAUUACUUAUCUGAUUAUGCCACUGUCGAAAGCUCCAUGGGGAUAAAUGCUACGAUUCGUAUUGGAGGAGGGGAAGUAAACACCUCUGUAGGCCAUACCGAUCGGAGGUACCAUGUUCCCCGUGGGGGGGGCAGCGAUGUAGGUAAUGAUGAGGGGAGCAUAUCAUCCGGAUUGAAGCAAUGUAAGGGGGAGAGGAUCGUGCACCCCUUUGAUAAGGCCCCCACGGAGAGGAGUGACUUAGACAUGCGCAGUGACCUUCAGGACAUGGUGAGUAACACAAAACGGGUAGCAGGCCUGGAAGACCAUCCCCUGUAUGGAAGAAACGUGAAUGAGAUGAAUGGCUCAGGGGAGGCAUACUCUGUGAAUUAUGUCGAGGCGGAUGGAAGGAGCGGAAAUGAGCAGGUGGGAAAGAGGAGGAACAACGCCAAUGUGAAGCACGUUGUGGGGGUAGGGAGCGAAAGCGGUAGUGGCGCUGGUAGUGGUACUGGAAGUGCCCUGGGUAGCGGUCUCGGCGGGGGCUUCAGCGGCGAUGACUAUGCCCCCUUUCGCGGAUCCCCCCCGGAAAACGUCCCUGCGGUGGAGAACAGCUUCAGUUUCAGUGACAGGGAUAGGGAUAGCGGAAAUAGUAGCGGGCACGUUUUUCCAGAGAAAAGAAGAAACCGAAGGCGGCAAGGUCUCUAUGGUAGUAGUAGUGGUAGCUACAUGGGCAGAGGUGCGGAGGGGGCACUCGCAAGAGGGGAUGUCGCCGCAGUGGCGUCGACGCAGGGCCCUCCCAACGAGGGUGUGCUUUCACACCCCACCUACGCAAACGUGGAGGUGGCGGACGACGAACUGGUAAACGAGGUGGUGAAGAACAAAGACAUCCUUAACAACAUUUUAAAGUCACGCGUGGAGGACAUGACAAGUUGGAGCAAUGAGCAGCGUGUGCAGGUCUUGUCCAUCCAGAAGGCGCUGCAGCUGAAGGGGUACGGGCUGCAGUGA
This is a messenger RNA of Plasmodium inui San Antonio 1, 2508 nucleotides long. RefSeq lists its product as hypothetical. Gene Ontology annotation, cellular component: mRNA cleavage and polyadenylation specificity factor complex. The transcript has a single exon. Lineage: Eukaryota; Apicomplexa; Aconoidasida; Haemosporida; Plasmodiidae. The record is from RefSeq and is a predicted model, not a curated record. The coding region runs from base 1 to 2508 and encodes 835 amino acids. Gene Ontology annotation, molecular function: mRNA binding.